This is a messenger RNA of Lachancea thermotolerans CBS 6340, 3876 nucleotides long. RefSeq names its product Ysp2p (gene YSP2). The record is from RefSeq and is a predicted model, not a curated record. Lineage: Eukaryota; Fungi; Ascomycota; Saccharomycetes; Saccharomycetales; Saccharomycetaceae. Gene Ontology annotation, biological process: intracellular sterol transport. The transcript has a single exon. The coding region runs from base 1 to 3876 and encodes 1291 amino acids. Gene Ontology annotation, molecular function: sterol transfer activity; sterol binding. Gene Ontology annotation, cellular component: cortical endoplasmic reticulum; endoplasmic reticulum-plasma membrane contact site; plasma membrane.
AUGGGUCUAUUCAGCAAAAAGCGAAAGGGCUCAACAAAGAAAGGCAAUAAACAUGAAGCCCCGAAAAGAGCGCCAUCGACAUCGGCGGAAAAUAACGGUCGUCACACUGUUGCAAGGCGUAGUAUUAGGGAUAGCGUAACAUCAAACCUGACCUCGGACCAAGGUUCUAGUGUUGCCCCGGGCUCUGCAACCGAUACACACUUUGGGAGCGUUAAGAGGCGGCGUAGUAGUCCGAGUCCAAAAAGACCUAAAAGAAGGCCCAGUGAGAUAGUGAAAUCUAAGAUCGGCAACCUUAACCAUAGCAAACAUCUGCAUCCACCGGAUGAACUGAGAAGCCCGCAAAGUGCUACGGAGUCUAGUCAUACUUCCCCCAAACUCAGCACUAAGAUUAGCGUCUUGAGCAAUACAAAGCCGUGGAACGCGAACACCAACACCAACAGUGACACUGCAGAAGGAGGAAAUCCCGAUAACAAAAGCGACUAUGAAGCCAGAAACUCGAGCGGCAUAUUUUCUACAAUAGUUUCUGCAUGCCAUAACGCAGCAAAUCAUUUGUUGACGAAAACGAGCGACAAGUCAUUUUCCGCAGACAGCCAACCAUGGAUGCCAAAAGAGAAGGCAAGAACCAGCGACACACAACCCCAAGAGCCACAAAAUUCAGCUUUUUUGAAGCAUCUUGAUUUCCUGCUGUCGCCGUCAUCAAUGGCUCAGCCAAAUAGUCAGCAAACCUUGCUAUCCUCUGCUCCAAGCCAAACUGGGACAAAUCCAUCUUUAGCAUCAAGUCGCGAACUUCGCGAUUCUGAAAUCUCCAGUCAACCAAGUGGCCAUGUUGAUAGUAUUGAUGGUCAUGCUUCCGCAGCUGAAACUGAAAUUAUGUCACUGACAGAUGGAAUAAGGUUUUACCCCCGCAAAGGCGAGUCUCACAUUGCCACAUUCGGGAAGGGAAAUCUAACGCUUGAUGCUUUGAGUAAAACAUCCUCAUCUGAUGAGCCACUUGACGCUGGCUCUUUCCAUGAAAGAGAACUACACACCCUCAGCGUCACUAAUGCAGCCAAAAACCCCACCCGGCAAAGAGGGAAAAGCCUUCACAGCUUCGAUGCAAAAACGAGAGUACAGAAUUUAGAGGAAAAUGGCUCAACUAUCUCUCCAGUGAAGAGCGAUCCUGGAACGAAAGUUAGCUCUCCUCUUAACGAAAAAGAUGACGCAGCCGACUUGAGCGGCAAAGAUGUUUCAAAAGACGUUUCCAAGGACGCUUCUAAGUUAACGGAACCAAACAGCGAAGAAAAAUCUCGGAAAAGAUCAAGUACAUUUAGGAUCAUGUGCCCUCGGCCUUCAUCACCUAGUUUAUCAGCGCUCAAGGUAAUUCCCACAAGGAGCCAAAGAAAUUCUAUGCAGCGGGCGCGGUCAUCGAGUAUCACAGAAAGCGGCUUGCACUCACCAUCGGGGCUUUCAUCAGAUGAAGAAGAACAUUCCCUCGUCGAAGGAACGGACAAGAAAAUCCACAAGCCACACAUUUCAGAGAAAAAGAACAAUGAGUUUCAUGCGCUCUUUAAGGAUUCUGGGAUUUCACCGGAUGAACAGCUGUUAGCAGAUUACAGUUGCGCUUUCUCGCGUGAUAUUUUGCUUCAGGGGAGGAUCUAUAUUUCAAGAGAGCACAUAUGCUUCAAUUCUAGCAUUUUAGGAUGGGUCACAAGCUUUGUUAUUCCGUUUAAAGAGGUUGUUCAAAUUGAAAAGAAAUCUACCGCAGGUAUAUUUCCUAAUGGCAUAGUAUUCCAAACAUUGCAUUCUCGGUACAUUUUUGCCUCUUUUAUGUCUCGCGAUUCGGCCUUCGACUAUAUCACUCACGUCUGGAACCACGUCGUUGUUGGUACCGAUGGCAGCGGAUCUCCAAACGGAACGUCAGGAAGCGUAGGCUCCAAUAGUCGAAAGAGAACAAUGAACUCCAACUUUGAGCUCGAGACUGAGGGCGCAGGUAGACUUCUAUCUGAUGGCUACUCAAGUGGAGAUGAAACUUCUGACGACGAAUAUGAAGACGAAACUGAUAUGACCACCAGCGAUGGAGAAAUGUCUCAUACGGUUCGGUCUGCUAGUGCCAGCUCUUCUCAAUAUGAUUUUGAAACAACAAAUAAAUCAAGUGUGUGGACUUUGGGUCCUUCAAAGCAUGCUCCCACUUCUUACGACCUAGAUGAUGCUGACAACCGAGUGGUUGCGGAAACGGUAUUUGAAGCACCUCUAGGGAAAAUUGUCAAUAUUCUCUAUGGAGAUGAUGUUUCAUACACAGAACAGAUCUUAAAAGCGCAGAAGAAUUACAAUAUAUCGAAUAUCCCAACGAUACUGGGGACGAAAGAGAGAAAAUAUUCGUAUACCAAACCUUUAGCUGGCGCGAUUGGUCCCAGUAAAACAAGCUGCGAAAUCACAGAAAGUUUAGAGCAUUAUGAUUUGGAAGACUAUGUCAAAGCCGUGCAGUUAUCAAAAACUCCCGACGUCCCCUCCGGAAAUCUGUUUGUUGUUAAAACUUCAUUAUACCUUUCCUGGGCGCCACGAAAUUCCACGAAAUUAACUGUGGUGGUAUCUAUUGAGUGGUCAGGAAAAAGUUGGCUGAAGGCAGCCGUAGAAAAAGGGACAUACGAUGGUGUAACCAACACCACCAAGACUUUGAUCGAAGAGGUCAACAAAAUCAUCCAAAUUACGGACAAGAAGUCAGUAAAGACACCACCAAGCGAAGGAGAAGCAGAAGUACCUAAUUUGCCCACAGCUGGACCAUCGGAACACGCCAGCACCUCUUCACACUACACUAAGGAGGAUGGGGAUGUUACUAUUGACGAUACAAUAGUAAUACCAGCUCCUUUGGGCACUGUUUACCAAUUACUCUUCGGAAGCGAUACUUCUUACGCUCAGAGAAUAAUUGAGAAGCAGGGAAACUACGACUUGACUUCUGUUCCUAAGUUCAAGAACGAUGUAAGGGAAUAUCAGUAUAUGAAGCCACUUAGCGGCCCCGUGGGACCCAAGAAGACUAAAUGCUUAAUCGAAGAAAAGAUCGAACAUAAAGAUUUUGAAGACUAUGUCGUGGCUCGUCAAAUAACGAAAACCCCAGACGUCCCAUCCGGCUCGUCAUUUUCCGUACACACGAAGUUCCACAUUUACUGGGGUCCAGAUAAUUCAACGCGCAUAUUGGUCGUAUCCAAGGUGGUUUGGACCGCCAAAAGUUGGAUAAAAGGUGCAAUAGAGAAAGGAUCACUCGAGGGGCAGAAAUCUUCAAUAAAAGUUUUAGAGCAGGAGCUUAAGGACAUUGUUUCAAACGCUGGAAAGAUUAAGAAAACUCCUGCGAAGCGGAGCCCUAGGCCUCGGGGUAAAAGACAGAGAACUUCAGAAAAAGCCCCAAUAGUUGACAGCUCCGCCUCCUCAAAGGGCAACACCUCAUUCACUUCUAUCUUGAAGCAGUUCUUCAAUGUUUCUCUCAGCUCCUAUCAGAUGCUCGGGGUCAUUUUUGUCCUAUUUCUCGUUUUUGGUGCGACAGUUAGAGCAUUCAUGGGUGGCAACAGUAACUCUUUCAGAGUUGUAAAGCCAGGACGCAUUGUAAUAGAUGGUAACAGCUAUAAUUACGCGCCGACAUUGAACACCCUUUAUGGGGCCUACGAACAAGAAGUGAGGUCAAGAAAAAGUGUCUCACGGUCGCCGAAUAUUGUUACGAGCUCUGAAGGCGAGAUUUGGGAGUGGAUAAAAGAUCGAGGAAAUAUCUUACCAGAAGACCACUCCAAGAAGUCCGCAAGGAAGCGGCUCACAAUCCAUAAAAGGCAGGAAUUAGAGGAAGCCGUGCGCCUCGCCGAGGACAAACUGAAGGAGCUGAAAAUUCAGUUGAACGACUCACGACUGCCCUAG